This is a messenger RNA of Myzus persicae (green peach aphid), 612 nucleotides long. RefSeq lists its product as uncharacterized. The record is from RefSeq and is a predicted model, not a curated record. The transcript has a single exon. Bases 1 to 612 code for a protein of 203 amino acids. Lineage: Eukaryota; Metazoa; Arthropoda; Insecta; Hemiptera; Aphididae.
AUGCCUAUAGUGAAAGUGAGUGAUAGAGAAAAAAUUAGACUGUUGAAAGUAAUCAACAAUCAAAAACCCAUAACAUGUGCGUUUAGAUCGUGGGAACUAUGCGAAUAUCCAUUUUUACCUCAAAACACUUCGCAUUCAUGGAAAGUAAAGACAUCCAACAAAUUGGAAAAACCUAGAUAUGUUAUCAUCGGCUUUCAAACUGAUAGGAAAAAUAGCUCGAGUAAAGCAAUGUCAUACUUCGACCAUUGUAAAAUUAAAAACUUGAAGGUCUAUUUAAACGCAGAAGUAUUUCCCUAUGAAGAUUUUCAAAUCGACUUCACCAAAAAUAAGAUGGCAACAUUAUACCGAGCGUAUGCAGAGUUCCAAAAAUCUUACUACGGACAUGACGAAGUGACACCUCUAUUAAACCGAUCAGAUUUCAAAAAUCUGUCUCCUCUUAUAGUUGUUGACAUGAGCCGGCAAAACGACAACGUGAAAAUGUCAACUGUAGACCUUAGAAUUGAACUAGAAACUGACGAGGCGUUUCCAGCUUCCACCUCUGCAUAUUGUUUAAUAUUACACGACCAAAUUAUAUCUUAUAAUCCAUUUAACGGAGAAGUAAGAACCUUGUAA